AUGCGCCUGCUGAAGCGCUCGCCGAACGGCGACAUCAAGUUGAUCUCGGUCAAGAAUGACGACGACCGUCCUCCAUACGCCACCCUAUCGCACACCUGGACCAACAGCCAGGAGGUCACGUAUAAUGAGCUGGUGGCCGGCGCGGGGAAGGACAAAACUGGCUACGCCAAGAUCCGCUUCUGUAUGGACAGAGACGCGCAGGAUGGCAUAGAGUACUGCUGGGUGGACACGUGCUGCAUCGACAGGUCUAUUCAGCAAGAGCUCCAAACGGCGAUUAACUCGAUGUUUCGGUGGUACCAAGCAGCAAAGAAGUGCUACGCAUAUUUGUUGGAUGCGCAGGUGCCGAAGGAGGUCAGCGAUGCUCAGGCAUUCCCGAUAUCGUGGAUGGAAUCUUUUCGGCGAAGUAGAUGGUUUACGCAUGGAUGGACGCUGCAGGAGCUACUUGCACUGGCCAGUGUUGAGUUCUUCUCCGAGGAGGGCAAACUGCUGGGCACAAGAAUAUCGCUAGAGCAAGACUUCCAAAAGAUCACCAAGCUCCCGGUUGAAGUACUUCGCGGAAAACGGCUGUCUGAUUUUGACUCCGACGAGCAAAUAGGCUGGACGGCUAACCGCACGACGUCGUUAAGGGAGGAUAAAAUAUACUGCCUCCUGGGGAUCUGCGGGGUAUUUCUGCCGCUUAUCUAUGGGGAGGGAGAAGUAUACGCGGAAACACGCCUGCGAGAGGAGAUACAGAGACGAAAGGAGGGAUGGGGCAUGGAAAGACUGCGAGACCGAGCAGUCUCGUCGCCGUUGCCCUUCGCACGGAACGAAAUCUUUACUGGGCGAGAAGACGAGCUUCAGUCUCUUAAGCAAUUCCUCCUCCCCCCUUAUACGCAUCAACGGAUGACAAUCUAUGGUCUCGGUGGCUGCGGCAAAUCAGCGCUUGCCAUUGAGUUCGCCUAUCGCGCGCUGGCGCAACAAGCGGGGCGUCUAGUGUUUUGGGUGCCAGCGAUCAGCCGAGAAAGCUUCGAGCUUGCCUAUCGAGACAUCGGGAUCAGCCUUCGUCUACCAGGGAUUACCGACGAUAAUGCAGAUAUUAAGGAGCUAGUUAAGGAUGCAUUGGGAAAUAGCCGACGAGCAUGGUUUAUGAUUGUCGACAAUGCUGAUGACCCUGAAGCCCUUAUGAAUAGGGUUGGUGGAGACCCUGGGACGGCUCGACUGGUCGAUUGGCUUCCUAAAAGUGACGGAGGCAAGAUCGUCUUCACUACACGGAGUAGAAAGGCUGCCAGAGACUUGACACAAAGCAACGCGCUGGAGCUGCGUGAUAUGGGUAAAAUUGAAGCUAGGCAACUGCUCCGACAGCGUAUAGCAAAGCAGGCGUUGCUGAGUGAUACAAAGGCUGUCGGGGAGCUACUCGAGCUACUUGCAUACCUGCCACUUGCUAUUAUACAAGCGGCGGCAUUCAUCGACAGCAACGAUAUAGCGGUCAACGCGUGCAGGAACUUCAGGCUAUGAGGGCUGGAACUGCGUCUACUGGGUUCAAGAGGCCCUUAGCUACGCUGCGCACGACGGCAAAGCAUUAGGCACCUGUCAAACCGACUGGACGCAUGUAAGGGACACUGUGAUGUGUUGCGGAACACCGCUUCGACGGGCAAGUACAAUUUGAUUCGAAC
Messenger RNA from Pseudomassariella vexata, 1652 nucleotides. Its product is annotated as P-loop containing nucleoside triphosphate hydrolase protein. The transcript has 2 exons. NCBI's taxonomy places the organism in Eukaryota, Fungi, Ascomycota, Sordariomycetes, Amphisphaeriales, Pseudomassariaceae. Bases 1 to 1494 code for a protein of 497 amino acids. The record is from RefSeq and is a predicted model, not a curated record.